AUGCAGGCUUCCGGAGCUGAACCCAACAAUGGACAUCCUUAUGAUGACCUACAGUUAUCCACUAUCCAGUCUUCACCGUCCGAAGACCCAGCAGGAAACCAAAUUUACCAUGAAAAAGAUGAAAGAAGACGACAACAACCUACCAAAAAUAUUGCUAUAAGUCGUCAUGUCUUACCCGCUAUGAUAGCUGUUCUGGCCUUAUCCUUCUUGACAAUGGUUGCUACAUUGAUUUUAACUAUAAGGAUGAUGCCUACAGGAGCAAGUGAAACUAAAGGUAAUUUUUAGAUACUAAUUUGAAGUGAUUUUCUGUAACUCUGGCAGGCUCAAAGUUUGAAAAUUAGAUUCGACUUUUACCCUUAUACCACGGUACCUCGAUUCGGCUAAUUCUUGGUAUGUAGUCUUGAAAUGGUGUCCUAAAACUGAAUUGAUAUUGAUUUAUUCGAUUUGAAUUCUCUUAUCUUUACUUUGAAAUAUAUCGAGAGGAGUCUUCGAGGAACCGCAGUACUCCCUCUUAAGGCAUUAAUUCAGGGGCACCCAACGAGGAUAUAGUUCAAAACCACUUAACAUAGCAUUUUUGAACGUAUUUUAGUAUUUAAACGGUAGAUAUAGGCAUAUUUUUAUCCCCUAAAAAAUUUUCAUCUGUUCGGAUUUCCUAGCUGAAAGUCUAGUGAUCCUAAAAUGAUAGGUAUCAAAACUUAGGCUUCCGAAAAUUCUAGGUGGCCUUUUUUUAGGGCAAAAAUCCGUUAAAAAUGAGUAAUUAUACCAUUUUGUAGAUGUUCGAAAAUCCUAGGAGAGGCAGGUAAGCAAGAAAUUUUACAACAAAUGUUCCGAAAAUUCUAGAUUUCAAAUCUUCUUCCGAACAGAUAUUUUCCGAAAAUUGCUGUUGGAUGCCCCUGUUAAUUGAGGCUUUUUCGCUGAACAUAAUCUAAUCAUUACUGAUACAGCUGUAAAAGACUAUCCUGUACUACUGAUCUACUAACAUUAGCAUGAAAACAGUUAAGUCUAUGAUACGAACGACUUAAACGCCAAACAGCAUAUUUUAGGUACUUAGAAUGUAUCGCCCAAUGUAAGGUAAUCCGGAUUCUGGAAUCCGGGAAAUUUUUGCGUUUGGAAUCCGAAAUAGGAAUUCAUAGCGGAUAAGGAAGCGAAAUUAUUGAGAGCUUGCUCGCAGGCUAUGUACGUAUUUGGCAAUAUAAUUAACAAAAUGAUAUGGACAGCCAUCAAUGACACAGCCCCUUUUUUACGCCCUUUUCUCUUGCCGGUUUAAACUUCCCGCGUGGCUCUAUAAUUCGUUUUACCCUCAGGAUAAACAUGAACCAGUUCUUCCUUAAUUAUACCGGGGUGUUUCCCCAGUAGCAAAUCCAAAAAGUGCUUCUUCUUCUACCAUAUAUGUCUCUGGUCAAAUUGGUAUUAGAAGCUUCAAUGUAAACUGAUUAUUUAUCUGUUACACAGGCAUGGCUGAGGAGAUACAACAGCUGAUCGAGUUAAGUCAUAAAAUAAUAGCUUCGAAGGCAAAUGAAACUGGAAGAGAACCUAGACUGUGUGAUAAAGGUAGGGUGAAGCCAGCUUGCAGAAAGUAAAGAGUAGAAGUUGUAACCAAACUGAUCACUCCUUUUCCGAAACCAUAUUUAUCUUGAAGAGAAAAUUAAUUUUAUGUAGUAAUAGUCAUUGAUAUAGAUUGCAAGUUCUAUGAAGUUCUGUGAAGGAAUGAGUGUCUUAAUUACUUGAUAGGAGAACCCGAGGUGGUCCCGUUACGUUUCAUUAGAAAGGGGUUGUAUGAGAUUUCUACCAAUUCUAGAGUAAGACUACCCUACAAUCAUGGAAAAAAGUCUUGGGACAAGUUUGUUCUUUUAACACUUUUUUACACACACACACGCACACCAAACAAACAGUCGCUUGCGAAUGCACCUAGACUUGCUCAGCACCUCCCCCUCUACCUACAAUGUGGGCCAUUCUACACCAACGCAUGUUAGAAAGGGUAGGCAUUGCUUGUUCAAACUUCAGUUGUAAAAUAUUUACACUAGAAAUACGUGUCUCGCAAAGCCUCGAGGAAACUCAGUGUGCCACUCAAGUUAAACUUGCUUGACGGGGUUGGAGAUAUCUAUAGAGCCUACUUGUGUUUCUGCAUCGCGGUGCGAAGCUCGCACGUUCCACGCGCGAGUUAGGAACCUCGGCUACGCGAGGGCCUUCCAUUCUCUCUCCGCGAGGAGUAAUUCAUGGCCUAACCUUAUCGUCCUAAGGAGUUUUGGAUACAAUUGUAGAAUUAAACUACUUACACUCGUUGAUGCAAAAAUGGCCGCUCCUGCCUCUAAGCAUAAGCGUACGGGAAGCGCAAGAAAUUGAAUUUGACUUAAUUCUGAUUGACCUGAAUGAUGGAUAAGUUGCAGUGUUAUUUGUCGUCUGUCGGUUAUUAGCUGUGAGGACUCUAAUUUCUAUUCAUCUUUUGUCACAGUUACAACGGUCGUUUGAAUUUUAUUGUUAGUCAAAUUGUCAGUUGUCCAUUCACUCUACUGAAGCCAGUCUUGCUUGAGGCCGUUGAUGAGUCGUUUUGAAGGUGCCGGUAACUUCUGACUACUAUUCAGCUGCGUUUGUUCCCAGUUGGUAAAUCAGCUUUCUAAAGUGAAUCGUUGAUAGCAGUCUGAGAAAUACGUAAGGCAGGUCGUAGAGCCAGUGUCGAUUUGGUGGUUCGUCUGUAACUGGUGUUCAACAAUGACAUCAUAGCCAUAAACAUCACGGCUUAACUGACAGAUGAACAACAACAUCACGACUUAAUUUACCAGCCAGAUCUAUAAACUACGUCUAUAACUAGAAAUACGUGUAUCGCAGAACUUCGAGAGGCUCAGGCCCAUAAAAUGACAGGGAUGGGAGGGCGGGAUUCAACACUGGCUCUAAUAUGACUAAUAUUGGAAGGUGAGAUGUACUUAAUCUCCUUUUGGUUGGAGUAAAUUUGGACCCAGUUCUUUGGCUAAAAGGAUCUUCUUUGAUUUAAAUGGGAUUGCUGUUGUCGUGAAAGGUAGCCAAUGUUGCAUUAGUCCCGUGUUCACCUCAUUUGACCCUUCUACAUGUGUAAUUAUAGUAAAAGGAAAUGGGUGUGAUAGUGAAUAACUGCAAGCUAAUAUGCAGUUGCAUUUGCUUAAUAUUUGGGUUAGAUGGCAUCUCUAAUAAUAAGUGUAAUUAUAAUUCACCAUUUGUGAAGUGUGUCAGUAGUAGUGAGUGGAUGAAAUUGUAGGAGAUUAUGCUGCGGUGAAAACAACAAGUAAAUGCUGGUAAUUGAAGGAAAAAUAUAUUAUAUUGUUAAGUGCGCUACAGCAAUGAGACUGUUUGCACUUGUUUUAGUUCAUAAUCACACUGACAACUAAUUGUUUGUAAGUAACAGUAAGGUGCAAACAUAAUCACUGAAAUAGAAAUUACAUGCAGCAAUGUCUUAGGGGUGCAGUUCAUGAGAAUUAUGAAAGUGAUCACGACUAUUAAACGCAAGAGUGAAUUAUGAAAUGUCCACGUACAAGUCAUGUUGAAGGUGGUCAGUUUCUCAAUUCUCAACACGCAUGAGCUUGUUGAGAAAUGGUUGCCAGAGGCAUAGGUUUUGAAAUUCCUAAACUGAUCAUGACAGCCAAAUGUACACUUUCCUGACCAAAUGAAUUGACAAUUUGUGCAGACAAUGGCUUCUAAACUCCGGUAGAAACCUCGUGUACUGGACACAAAUGACGUAAAACAAAACGCUGCUUUGUUUUCUGUUCAGGGAAAAAUCUGCUUGGUAUUGUUUCAUGGUUUUUGUUCUUUUGUUUUACGUCAUCUGUGUCGGGUACACGAAGUAAAUGACCAAACUCCCAUCACAGCCGGCUAUCCUCUCCACCCAUUUAUUACAUGAAUUUAUCGUGAAUGUAAAGUGCAGAAUGGAUAGAUCUUAUAGGAAACCCUAUAUCUGCUUGUCGUUUAAUUUCAUGAAACAAUAUUCUGCCAAUGGAACAUGUUUAACUUCUGUGAGUAUGUCUCCUCCCUCUGACUUCUUUGAAAGAGUUAAAUUUUCCCUGAUUCAUAUUGUCAUACAUGUCGCACACUAAUAUUCUGAGGAGAUCCGAAAUACACAUGUUAUUUUGAUUUCUCAAUCUCACAAGCUCAUUUAAGUUUUACAUCCCCUUAUGACUACCACUCACUACUCACCCCACCCCUCCCCAUCGAACGCACUCCCCAAAUUAGCAAUUAUUACUAGUAUAAACCUAUUGCUUUUUUUGCUCUUCUCGUUGCCGUCGCCGUCACCGUCGUCGUUGCUCAAGCUCCCUAUUGUUGUGAUCUGGUAAUUUUGCUACCAUGGUAGCGUGACGUCACACGUCUCGUCUCUAUUUUAAAUAAUUUUAAGGUCAUCUUUCCUGAACAGCUAAGAACUGUGCUGAGCUAUACAAAGCUGGCAAAAGAAUCAGCGGCGUGUACACAAUCGACCCUGAUGGUGAAGGUGCCUUUGAAGUGUUCUGUGAUCAAAAAACAAGCGGAGGGGGGUGGACAGUGUUCCAAAAGAGACUGGACGGCUCGGUUUCUUUCUACAAUCACUGGGAUGACUACAAAAAUGGGUUUGGUAACCUGAAUGGUGAGUUCUGGCUUGGAUUGGACAAGAUUUACCGCCUGACGGAAAAGAAACGCAACCGGCUUCGAGUUGAUCUGGAGGAAACUACAGGCUACACUGCUUACGCUGAAUAUGACAUGUUUGCAGUUACAAACGAAGCGACUAAAUACAAGCUCAUUCUAGGAAAUUACUCAGGUAUCGUGCUUGGAAUGUAUUUAAUUUUGAUGUAAAGUAUUUUGUCUUCGUGUCUUAAUUAUUCGUUCAAAGCUUGGUUGUUAGCGGUUUCUUGACUUCUUGCAAACUUGAAAACUCUAGGAAGUUUCAAAAGGAGCUCAGUUACUUUUCCAAACGUAGCCCCCCUCUUGUACUUCAAUGCUAGAUUAUAUUCAGGUAUUCUACUCCAAACAUUCCUGGUAAAAUGACCUUGUAUGACCCCUAGGAACUGCUGGUGACUCAUUAACGAGGUGGCAUCGAAACCAGCCGUUUAGCACUAGAGACCAAGAUCAUGAUGCCGGCCCACGUAACUGCGCCGUGGUCUACAGAGGAGCCUGGUGGUACUAUCGUUGCCAUCAUUCAAACUUGAAUGGUUUUUAUUACAACGGUUCACAUUCAUCAUAUGGUGAUGGUGUCAACUGGAAUGCAUGGAAAGGAUAUCACUACUCUGCCAAGAGAGCUGAGAUGAAAAUCAGACCGGUCAACUUUUAG
This is a messenger RNA of Porites lobata, 5263 nucleotides long. NCBI's taxonomy places the organism in Eukaryota, Metazoa, Cnidaria, Anthozoa, Scleractinia, Poritidae. The record is from the annotation of a GenBank genome assembly.